This is a messenger RNA of Nipponia nippon (crested ibis), 2730 nucleotides long. It is a transcript of the gene MASTL, whose product is annotated as microtubule associated serine/threonine kinase like. Lineage: Eukaryota; Metazoa; Chordata; Aves; Pelecaniformes; Threskiornithidae. The record is from RefSeq and is a predicted model, not a curated record. Gene Ontology annotation, molecular function: ATP binding; protein serine/threonine kinase activity. Gene Ontology annotation, biological process: intracellular signal transduction; peptidyl-serine phosphorylation. Gene Ontology annotation, cellular component: nucleus.
AUGAGAGGACAGUCUACCUGCUCAGAGCAGGAGGAGGAGGGGGCUGCCGCAGCCGCCACGACUGCCGGCCCGAGGCGCGUCGAGGUUCCCCGGCCCCCCUCCAUCGAGGAGUUCACCAUCGUGAAGCCCAUCAGCCGCGGCGCCUUCGGGAAGGUGUACCUGGGCCGCAAGGCGGGCAGGCUCUACGCCGUGAAGGUGAUGAAAAAAGCAGACAUGAUCAACAAAAACAUGGUUCACCAGGUCCAGGCAGAGAGGGAUGCAUUGGCUCUCAGUAAAAGUCCUUUCAUUGUGCACUUAUACUACUCGCUUCAGUCAGCUAAUAACAUCUAUUUAGUGAUGGAGUACCUUAUUGGUGGAGAUGUCAAAUCUCUUCUCCAUAUUUAUGGAUAUUUUGAUGAAGAAAUGGCUAUUAAGUAUAUAUCUGAAGCAGCAUUGGCUCUUGACUAUCUUCACAGGCAUGGGAUAAUCCACAGGGAUCUGAAGCCAGACAACAUGCUCAUUUCUAACCAAGGCCAUAUAAAGUUGACAGACUUUGGGCUUUCCAGAGUUACUUUGAACAGAGAGAUAAAUAUGAUAGAUAUUCUUACUACACCAUCAAUGGCAAAGCCAAAACAAGACUACUCACGUACUCCAGGACAAUUGUUGUCUCUCAUCAGUUCUCUGGGUUUUUAUACUCCUGUUGGAAUGAAAAUGCCAGGGUGCAAUUCAAGUCAAUCAUCUGACAGUCUGCAUGGAGUGGUUUCUCCCUUACCUAUAGUCCAAAAGGAAAAUACCCCUCUUUCAACUAAAUUAUUCAAAACAUAUCUUGAUACUUCUCAAUUAACUCCUGUGAUGCCAGUGAGAAGCUUAACUCCUACUCUUCUUCAAUCAAGAAAAAGGUUUGGUACCUCCAGUGCCAGUAGUCAGUCACACACAUACCUUUCCAGUAUGGAAUCAGAAUGCUCCAGCAGCUCCAGGUGGGAGAAAGAUGUAGAGCAAAGUGAAGAUGACCUAUGUUCUGCAACAGGCAAAACAAGUAACAGUGGGUCAGCUCUUUCAAAUGUACAAUUACUGAAUAGCAGAGGUAUUAAAGUUUUAAAGAAAAAAGAACUGGAGUCUGCCAUUUCUCCCAUCAGCAGCAAUGAUUCUGGGAGUAAGCAGAAGUUGGGAACUGAACAUUCUGAUAUAACAGAUACUCCUGUGACCACACUGGAUGUGAAAGGCAUAGUCAGAAAAUGUCUUUCUGAAAAUAAGAUUUGGGAAGAAAAACUCUUCGUAAAUAAGAGGGAUAUGAUUAAUGAAACAGCAGAAACUUCCAAUCAACAACAGUCACCUUCAAGGCAGAAUGAGCCUGUCAAGCCUAUCAAAGAGGAAGAAAUUUUUGAAAAGCCAGGUGUAAAAAGAAGCUUUGAAUUAGUGGACACUAGUCCUUGUCAGGAAUUUAACUAUGUUAAAAAAAGUAAUGCAGAAUAUAAACGUGGCUGUCAGAUCUCAGAAUUUCCAGCAAAAAAAAGGACAGGUUUGACAACAGAAAUUCAGUCCUUAAUGCUUUGUGAUGAUGGAUGCCUACAUGACACCUGCAAAAGCACGGAAGUUAAGCAUUUUAUUGGUAACCAGCAAACUGUAGAAAAAUCAUUUACUCCAAUUAUAGCCAAAAAUCUUAUGUGUUAUCUGGAUGCAGACUAUGAAAAGGAUGAUAAAAAGGAGUACAUGAACUCAAGUUUUUUAGGCACUGACAAUGAAAAACCUUUAGGAAUCCUCAGUGCAGAUUCUGAUUUAUCAUUUCCUGAAAUGUCUGUUACAGAAAGCCAUUUAGAAAAGCAGCUUUUAGAUUUGGACAAAAGUGUUAAAGACCUCUCCUUUGAGGAACCAAAAACAGAAGGCAUGCUAAUAACAUCACCAGAGUCCCGAGAUGCUUUGCAAAAUGGAGAGGAAGCACAUAUUGUCCAGGACUGCAAGCCAUUACAUCAUGAAAAGGAUAAUGACCAAAAACACAUGAAAGAAACUUACCUUGACACAGUAUCUUCUCCUUCAGAAAAGAUGAUGGAAGCACUGAAUCUCUUCAAAAAAAAUGCUGUUGUUUUUCGAAGCUAUAAUAGUCCAAUUAACAUAUCCAAUGUAUCUGAGCCAUGUAGCAUGGCUUCCUUAGAUAUAAUGGAUCUUUCACCUGCUUGUAGUGGCUCUUACCCAACAGCUAUUACUCCAUUACAGAAAGGAAGACCAUAUAGGGUCUAUCAGACACCUCAUCAGGGAGAUGCUGGCACACCAUAUAGGACUCCAAAGAGCGUAAGAAGAGGAGCUGCCCCAGUAGAAGGUGAACGCAUCCUAGGGACCCCAGACUACCUGGCACCUGAGCUGCUUUUGACAAAGCCUCAUGGUUCUGCUGUAGACUGGUGGGCCCUUGGAGUUUGUCUGUUUGAGUUUCUAACUGGAAUUCCACCUUUCAAUGAUGAAACACCAACACAAGUCUUCCAAAAUAUUUUGAAAAGAGAUAUUCCCUGGCCUGAGGGUGAAGAAAAGCUGUCUGAUAAUGCCCAAAAUGCAAUAGAUAUUCUUCUAACAAUUGACAGUACUAAGAGAGCUGGACUGAAGGAAUUGAAACAUCACCCCCUCUUUCAUGGUGUGGACUGGGAUAAUCUCCAGAAUCAACCUAUGCCGUUUAUACCUCAGCCAGAUGAUGAAACUGAUACCUCUUACUUUGAAGCUAGGAAUAAUGCUCAGCACCUCACUGUGUCUGGAUUUAGCUUAUAA